Molecule: messenger RNA, 2176 nt
Organism: Alosa sapidissima (American shad)
Lineage: Eukaryota; Metazoa; Chordata; Actinopteri; Clupeiformes; Clupeidae
Product: zinc finger protein 664-like
Exons: 3
Coding region: 156-1613 (485 amino acids)
Biological process (GO): regulation of transcription by RNA polymerase II
Cellular component (GO): nucleus
Molecular function (GO): DNA-binding transcription activator activity, RNA polymerase II-specific; RNA polymerase II cis-regulatory region sequence-specific DNA binding
Source: RefSeq, a predicted model, not a curated record
UCUAGUUCUACACGGGAGUUGUUUCGUUUAGCAAUGCUAAACUUUCCGGAGAUAAACACUGUUUGACAGCUUUCUAAACAUAGCUUACCAAAAUACAUUGUGCACAGCAGUAGACUUGCUUGAGGAUAUAGUAUCGUCUUUGGUUUGUUGGGAACAUGGAUCUUGGACUGCCGUUGAGCUCCUCUGACGGUAACGUGACUGAAACACACCAAUUUGGCCUGAAAGUGGUAGUGAAAGAAGAAGAUAUAAAAGAGGAGGAGUAUGGUCAUAUGAUUGCAUGUCCAAAUGAAGAAGAAAAGCCCUUUGCAGAGCUUCACUGUAAAACUGAAACGGACAUUGCAGAGCCGAACGUUACUAACACUGAAACGCUACAGACAACUACAGUGAAGAUUGAAGUGAAGAAAGAAGAGGAUGAGCACGAUUAUCAGCUGGAAAAUGUAUCAGAACACCCACAUGUAACACAACAGAAGAUCCAUGGACUGAAUGAUGAACUCAACCUGCAACUCAGAGGAAGGCUGCACCACUGCACCGUCUGCAGGAAGAGUUUCUCAGCCCUGAGUGAACUUGAGAAACACCAGCAAACACACUCUGUUAGUGUGAAUGAACAGCAGAACAGUGAUGACAAAAGGCGACAUGAAUGUGCCCAGUGUGGGAAAGCAUUCUUAAAAGUUUCAAAUCUUAAAACCCAUAUUUUAAUUCACACGGGAACGAAGCCUCAUAAAUGCAUCCAGUGCGGAAAAGCUUUUGCACAAAGUUCAAAUCUUAAAACCCACAUGCUCUCACAUACUAGCACAAAUACUCACAUCUGUGUUCACUGUGGUAGAGCGUUUAAAACAUACUCGUAUCUUAAAAUCCAUGUACGAAUGCACACUGGAGAGUCGCCUCAUAAAUGUGUCCAGUGUGGAAAAGGCUUUCCACUGCCUUCUAAUCUUAAAACUCAUAUGUUAACACACACUGGAGAGAAGCCUCAUAAAUGUGUCCAGUGUGGAAAAGCAUUUACAGUAUCCACAGGUCUUGAACGGCACAUGCUAAUACACACUGGAGAGAAGCCUCAUGAAUGUACCCAGUGUGGAAAAGCUUUUUCACAAAUUUGGUGUCUUAAAAGCCACAUGCUAACACACACUGGAGAGAAGCCUCAUCAAUGUACCCAGUGUGGAAAAGCUUUUUCAAAAAGGUCAAAUCUUAAUACCCACAUUAAAUUACACACAGGAGAGAAGCCUCAUAAAUGUAUUCAGUGUAGAAAGGCUUUUUCAAAAAUUGCAGGUCUUAAAAAUCACAUGGUUACACACAGCGGAGAAAAGCCUCAUAAAUGUGUACGGUGUGGAAAAGCUUUUUCACACAUUACCAAUCUUAAAUGCCACAUGGCAGUACACACUGGAGAGAGUCCUCAUAAAUGUGCCCAGUGUGGCAAAGGAUAUACAACAUCCACAGGUCUUAAGCGCCACUUGCUCUUACACACGGGAGAGAAGCCUUACAAAUGUGCCCAGUGUGGAAAAGCUUUUUCACAAAAUUCAAAUCUUAAAAGCCACAUACUCUCGCAUACUGGAAAGAAGCGUCGUAAUAGUCCAGGAGUCAAAGGCCAGAAUCUUGGUGAACCUGGUCUUGUCGGUUAAAGAUUUUUUUCUUGUUGCCUAGAGGUUACUCAAUAAGAAUGGGGAGGGUGCCCAGUGAUAUCCCUUGGGCAAUUCGCUGUAUGCAUCUCUGAAGUUGAGUAGUCAUAAAUAGACCUAGAUUUGUCCAUAAAAACACCAAUUGCAUUAACAUGUUGAAAGGAUAGCAUGAAAUGUAAACCCAUUAUUUUCUUUUUCUUGCAGUAGUAUGCCACAUUGUGGCAAACGUAAAAGUGUUAAACUUUACCUCUAUUUUUUUAAAGUAUAUUUUUUUGGCCUUUAAUGAUAGGACAGUAGAGAAUGACAGGAAGUGAGUUGGGAGAGAGAGCAGGGGUGGGAUCUGGAAAGGACCACGGGGCGGGAAUCGAACCCGGGUCACCGGCCUACGGUGCAGGUGCCCCAGCCAGUUGCGCCACAGCUGGGGCCAAACUCUACCUCUGCACUUCAAAUCUUCUUUUACGCUCCCCGCGGCACAUGCCUGAAGUUGGAAAAAUUAAAAGAAAAGUGAAGGAGCCAAAAUGGUCAACUAUAUGUAACGAUUACCGGUAUAAUGGUAAACCGCGAUA